AUGUUGAGAAGCUGGCGGGCAAGCUCCAGCCCGGCCGGCCACAGAGUGCCACUUUGCGCCCGCCUCCACACAGCAUGUCUGCAGCUGGCUCUGUACGAGGAGGAAAGCAUCUACUGGUGGGACAGCGACGGCUCGACGACGGUGACGGCCAAGAAUGCGGUAGACACGGAGCUCGACGGGUUCUGUCCUCAGAGGGGCGAGGGGGAGGAGGAGGAGGAGGCGGCAGACGAAGAGGGCAUACCGUCCCCUCUGGAAUACCCAGACGUCCGCCAGCAAUUGUUCAGCUACUUCAGCAGGAAGCUGCUGGAAGACGAUUCGCGAGCAAAUAUGGGAUAA
This is a messenger RNA of Cryphonectria parasitica EP155, 336 nucleotides long. RefSeq lists its product as uncharacterized. The coding region runs from base 1 to 336 and encodes 111 amino acids. The transcript is spliced from 2 exons. Lineage: Eukaryota; Fungi; Ascomycota; Sordariomycetes; Diaporthales; Cryphonectriaceae. The record is from RefSeq and is a predicted model, not a curated record.